Saprolegnia diclina VS20 is the source of this 293-nucleotide messenger RNA. RefSeq lists its product as hypothetical. The record is from RefSeq and is a predicted model, not a curated record. Lineage: Eukaryota; Oomycota; Saprolegniomycetes; Saprolegniales; Saprolegniaceae. The coding region runs from base 13 to 258 and encodes 81 amino acids. The transcript has a single exon.
UUUCAAUUUGGCAUGGCCCCAGGCAAGCCGGCGGCGAAGCGCGGCCCGAAGCGCAAGGUCGAUCCGGCCGAGGCGCCAGCUCCGAAGAAGGCGCGGGCGCCCGCGCGCAAGGGCCCGUCCAAGCGCGCAGCUCUGAACCAGUGCGUCCAGGACAACCUCGGCGAGAUCCAGCAGAUCCAGGACGAACUCGAGCAGUUGGCCAAGGAGCGCGACGCCCUCUGCGGUGGCGAGGCCGUCGUGCUGCGUCUUGUCUCCUAAGAAGCCCUAAAUAAUCGGUCUUUCUUUAUCGCAAA